GUCUCAUACGGUGUCCUGAGCGUAGAGGAAGAACAGCGCUCUGAUGCUCGUCCUGGUCCUGGCGCGGCUCUUCAACCCGCGCGUUCACGAUACCGGUACACUCGCUACAUGAUGGCCGAGGGAGGCGGACCCGAGUCGGGCGGCGCGGCAGACUCCGACUCGGAGCCGGUAGCCGCUCAAAUGCCAACCCCAUCAACCGAAAGUCAAAAACAGACAAUCGGGUCACUUUUGAAAACAACUCUAAGAAAGGGAGACGAAUGGUAUCUAAUAGACAGCCGGUGGUUCAAACAAUGGAAGAAGUAUGUGGGAUUCGACAGCUGGGACAUGUACAAUGUUGGAGAACGAAGCCUCUACCCAGGACCAAUAGAUAACUCUGGACUGUUCUCAGACCAGGAGACUCAGGCCCUGAAAGAGCACCUUAUAGAUGAGCUUGAUUAUGUCCUCGUACCCACUGAGGCAUGGAGUAAGCUUGUCUGUUGGUAUGGCUGCCUCGAUGGCCAGAGACCCAUCGUCCGAAAGGUUGUGGAACAUGGCAUGUUUGUCAAGCACUGUAAAGUGGAGGUCUAUUUGCUGGAGCUGAACUUGUGUGAGAAUGACAACAUGGACAAUGUAGUCACGCGUCAUUUCAGUAAAGCUGAUACUAUCGACACCAUAGAGAAGGAGAUGAGGACGCUGUUCAAUAUCCCGUCAGAGAAGGAGACACGACUCUGGAACAAAUACAUGAGCAACACCUACGAGCAGUUGAACAAGCCAGACAGCACUGUACAGGAUGCUGGUCUCUUCCAGGGGCAGGUGCUUGUGAUCGAGCGGAAGAACGAGGAUGGCACGUGGCCAAGGCAAGCCUCCCAUCCUAAAUCCAGUACAACCCCAUCAAGGAACUUCACUACCUCCCCAAAACUGUCCUCCAACUCUACAGCCAGUAUCUCCUCAACAAUAACCAAUGGAGACAGCAGCCCUGGCUACACACUUAACAACAGCACCUCCUCUGGCAACAGCAGAUUGGGUGGCUACAACUCCUACAGCUCCUCCUACAACUACAGAGAGUCCCAGUCGCAGCCUGGCCUGUGUGGUCUCAGCAAUUUGGGAAACACAUGCUUCAUGAACUCUGCCCUCCAGUGCCUGAGCAAUGCAUCUCCACUAACAGAGUACUUCCUGGAAGACCAAUAUGAGGCAGAGAUUAACCGAGAGAAUCCUCUGGGAAUGAGGGGCGAGAUCGCAGAGGCUUAUGCUGAUCUAGUAAAGCAGAUGUGGCUGAGUCGCAGCAGCUAUGUGGCCCCGCGGACCUUCAAAACGCAGGUGGGACGCUUUGCCCCACAGUUUUCGGGCUAUCAGCAGCAGGACUCACAGGAGCUGUUGGCUUUCCUGCUUGACGGGCUCCAUGAAGACCUGAACCGUGUCAAGAAGAAGCCUUACCUUGCCCUAAGGGACGCAGAGGGACGUCCAGAUGAGAUCGUUGCCAAGGAAGCCUGGACAAACCACCGCUUGCGCAACGACUCUAUAAUAGUGGACAUUUUUCACGGCCUCUUCAAAUCCACCUUGGUGUGUCCAGAGUGCUCCAAGGUGUCUGUAACCUUCGACCCAUUCUGCUACCUCACACUGCCUCUGCCUAUGAAGAAGGACCGGACGAUGGAGGUUUUCUUGGUGCGAUCUGACCCUCAGUCUCGACCCACGCAGUAUCGAGUGGUGGUCCCUAAACUUGGGACAGUGGCAGAUCUGUGCAGCGCCUUGUCCAAACUCUGUGGUUUCCCUCCAGAAAAUAUGGUGGUGGCUGAUGUUUACAAUCAUAGGUUCCAUAAAAUCUACAGACGGGAUGAUGGCCUCAACCAAAUCAUGGAAAAAGAUGACAUCUUUGUGUAUGAGGUACAGGAGGAAGACAGUGAGAGGAUGAACCUGCCUGUUUAUUUCAGGGAGCGCCACUCCAAGCACACGGGAAGCUCUGCAAGCACCAUGCUGUUUGGUCAGCCUUUACUCAUCACCGUGCCGCGACACAACCUCAUAGCGGACGUUCUUUAUGACAAGAUCCUGGAGAGGAUCGGACGCUAUGUAAAACAACCCCAGAGCCCUAACAGUGAAAGCAGAGCCUCAGCCUCAGCCACCUUUACCAGCUGCAGUCAGGCUCCUGAAUGUUCUAUGCCGUCCAGCCUGGGAGGCUGUGGCAGCCCCCUGUCUGAUGAGGCGUCCUGCAGUGCCAGCUCCAGCAAUGGCAGCAACCACUCAGGGGCGUGCAAUGAAACCAAUGGGCUGUAUGAUGCUGAGGAGGAGGCCAUGGAUCACCAGGUGAGUCCAGAGCCGGAGAACGGCCAGUCCGAGGAGGAGGAGGAGACCUCCGACUUAGAAAAUGGGCCUAAGGGAGACUCGGCCAAGCAGUGCUCUUCUCCAGCCAAGCUCUUCACCUUCAGCAUCGUGAACUCAUACGGAACAGCCAACAUCAGCCCGCUGCCUUGUGAUGGAAAUGUCCUCAAACUCAAUCCACAUUCGACAGUGGCCAUUGACUGGGACACAGAAUCAAAGAAGCUGUGCUAUGAUGAACAGGAAGCGGAGGCCUAUGAGAAGCACGAAAGCAUGCUCCAGCCCCAGAAAAAGAAGGCCACUGUGGCUCUGAGGGAAUGCAUCGAGCUCUUUACAACCAUGGAGACACUCGGAGAACAUGAUCCAUGGUAUUGUCCAACAUGUAAGAAACACCAACAGGCCACAAAAAAGUUUGACUUGUGGUCGUUGCCUCGCAUUUUGGUAGUUCACCUAAAGCGCUUCUCCUACAACCGGUGUUGGAGGGACAAGCUGGACACAGUGGUGGACUUCCCCAUCAGGGAUCUGAACCUGUCUGAAUUUGUCUGUGACCCUAAGGCCAUCCCCUACACGUAUGACCUCAUUGCUGUGUCAAACCACUAUGGAGGAAUGGGAGGGGGUCACUACACAGCUUAUGGCAAGAAUAAAGUGGAUGGAAAAUGGUAUUACUUUGAUGACAGCAGCGUCUCCUCUGCCACAGAGGACCAGAUUGUGACUAAAGCCGCCUACGUGCUGUUCUAUCAGCGCAGAGACGAGGAAGCCCCCUCCAAACCUCAGCCUUCGGCCUCGCUGGGAGGAGCCCUGGAAACGGCAGACGACCACAUGGACACAAACUGAGGAGACCCGACACUACGGGACACGCACUGAAAAACACACACGGCAAAUAGAGACACUCGGACGCGCACACACAAAGCUACUUUAGAAACCGAGGACUCAUCAUUAAUAACCCUACCCUCCCUGCAUUUUAUUUGAUUUCUGUCUCGUAUGUUGUCAACUAGAGCCAACGGCCUUGUCAGGAGAGUGACCUGAGGCACUUCCUCUCUGCAGCGGGGAGUCUACUGAUUCCUGAAUAUAGUUUACUAGUGUGGAACUCAGAGGAGUACAAAUGGAUAGAGACCCUCUCCCUGGAUGAACAGAAUGUUAGAAGUGCCCUCAAAUGCUUAGAUUAACAAAUAUUUCUGUUGCCCCCAACAACAGUCAGAAAUAUUUCAAAAAGCCAAAUGCAAAUGUUGUUUCAACCAAAGCGUACCAAGAUAUUUAUGAUGAAGUGAACCAACCUUGUAGUUUUUUCUUGCAGGAUUCUGGCAUUGUGCCUAGAUUUAUCUCUGAGAAAUCUUGCUGUGCUGCAGUGGAUGCAAACUCUAAACAGUGAGAUGUGCACACGGAACAAUACAUGCCAUGCUUGUUGAAAGAAUCCUGCUGCCUUCUUUCACCUGUGCAGAGUGGAGCACUGAUGGGGAUCUCGUUGCUGCAGAGUAGCUGUGGCAGCUGUGCUCCCGGCCUGCCAGGUCUGUGUUGCAACCUAAACCACAGAUGGGUGUUGUCAUGUUUUUUUAAGGUUUUAAGAUCUGCAUCCUGAAAUGAGUUUUGGCAGAAGUAGUGUAACCUUGCUCCUCUUCUGUCUCCUUUUUUUUUUUUUUCCCUCGGCACACAGUUUGGUGUAAAAUUACGAGAGAAAUUUCACCCCGCUAACAAUUUUUCUUUUCCCCCUUUUUUUUUUUUUUGUAAUCACAAUGCAAAAGCGGCCUUUUGAUUCCUGCAACCUGACAAAAAAAAAAGGAGGCACUUUGAAUUCUCCACGAGUACAUUAUCUACCUGCUUCUUGGGUAUCUAGCCAUGACAGCAUUGUAUGGUUUGGCCUUAGCAUUAAGGGUUAUGGUCUGUCAUACACUUUCAGAUCAUUUUUAAUGUGUCUUAUUGAACAUAUUUUGAUUGCUGCCUGAUUGGACCCCUAGCUCACCUGCAACGGCUUGUCCUUAUUAGUCUUGUACAUUAAUGCAGCUCUGUAUUGAAAUGGCUCUGUUAUUUGAUAUCUUCAAAGCACACUGAGUGACGAAAAAUAAACUAGUACAAAAGUGGUGCUUUAUUCAUGAAACUUGAACUUGCUCCUUGUCCUGAAGAAACAUCAACAUGUGUCAUCAGACGAGGUCAGGACUGCUGUACCUUAUCAGCUUUCUCAGUGAAUUCAGGCAUUUUGAGCCAGUUCCUCUCCUUCCAGUGAUCAUAGACUGAGGUACUUAGUCAAAUUUGACAGAUCUGUCAAUGUUGGUAGCAUAAGAAAUAAUCUCUGAUCUUUAUGGAGUCACAAAAUUCUCACAGGAAGCACAGCUAACACAGGUGUAUGUAUUCGACUGAGGUUCAAUUGAAUCAUCACGCUCAGUUAAAGGGGUCUUGUAGUGAAACCAGAUGGCGGUCAGUACUUACCAUAAGUCUUGUUCUGUGGUUUUAACUCUACACUUGUUGCAUAACAGCAUGUUGAUAUGAAGGGCCUCCAAGUGCCCUUUUUGCUGGUCGGUCAUGCCGUCAUUAUGUUGUUGAGAGAUGACUACCUAAAUAUAAUCAUUUAUGCCUAUGACUAGAAAAAAGCUUUACAUCAUAUCUGUAAUACUGAACACUUAGUUGAAAAUCAAACGCAGCCAAUCUGGUUUUCUUUCACUUAAAUCAUGGCAGCAAUUCAAAUUCAAAACGACAACACAAGAGAUGUAAAUAAUCAAACUAUUUGAAAAUAGGUGUAUAAAUUCUUGUCCUCAUAUUUAUCUUAUUGCUGAUAUCUGCAGUAUUUGUUUUUAAAUGAGAAAUAUUUGAAUUCAAAGUACAAUAAAGACUGGAAGCCUCAA
Notolabrus celidotus (New Zealand spotty) is the source of this 5123-nucleotide messenger RNA. It is a transcript of the gene usp4, whose product is annotated as ubiquitin specific peptidase 4 (proto-oncogene). The record is from RefSeq and is a predicted model, not a curated record. Gene Ontology annotation, biological process: protein deubiquitination. The transcript has 22 exons. NCBI's taxonomy places the organism in Eukaryota, Metazoa, Chordata, Actinopteri, Labriformes, Labridae. Gene Ontology annotation, molecular function: cysteine-type deubiquitinase activity. The coding region runs from base 109 to 3123 and encodes 1004 amino acids.